Messenger RNA from Chlorocebus sabaeus (green monkey), 2687 nucleotides. The record is from RefSeq and is a predicted model, not a curated record. NCBI's taxonomy places the organism in Eukaryota, Metazoa, Chordata, Mammalia, Primates, Cercopithecidae.
AUGGCCACUAACUACAGUGCCAACCAGAAACAUUUAUCUCUCCCAUUUGUACCCCAGAGCAUCUCUUCUCAUGAAGGCUACACUCAAAUUAUUGCCAAUGAUCGUGGUCAUCUACUGCCUUCUGUGCCCCGUUCCAAGGCAAAUCCUUGGGGUUCCUUCAUGGGCACCUGGCAAAUGCCUCUGAAGAUACCCCCUGCUCGGGUGACCCUGACCUCCCGUACAACUGCUGGUGCUGCCUCCCUCACCAAAUGGAUACAGAAAAAUUCUGAUUUACUCAAGGCCUCCAACGGGCUGCGUCCUGAAAUCUUAGGCAAGCCCCAUGAUCCAGACAGUCAGAAGAAACUCAGGAAGAAGUCUAUCACAAAGACCGUACAACAAGCACUAAGUCCAACCAUAAUUCCAAGCUCCCCAGCUGCCAACCUCAAUUCCCCAGAUGAACUCCGAAGCUCACACCCCUCUGCAGGUCAUACUCCAGGUCCCCAAAGCCCAGCCAAAUCCUAAGAGCCCACCUGGAAGUCCACGUAUGCUAGAACUCUGGGCAGGGCCUAAUCUAGCUGAGGUCCAGAAAUACAAACCUGGAAUUUCAUAUGGACCAAGUGGCCACACACUGAAAAACCUGUAUAGCGACCUAGUGAAAUAAACAAGAGCCCCAGUCAGAACUGUGAAACAGGGAAAUUUUGGGGUGGGAGUAAAAACAAAUUUGGAAAAUAAACUUUUUUUGUUGAGUCUUUUACGGAUCUGGAUUUUCCACUCUUGCUAUGGCUGCCUCUUGUAACCCAAUUAGAAGGAAGGUGGGGGAAAAUAAAGUAGGGAAAAGAACAUACAGUGGUUUGGGUGGAACACAUUUUUACAAGAAUUGAGUCAGUUAUACUCCAGAAAUGACCAAGAGAAGGUUGGUCUGAAUCAUGGAAAAAGGGUAGAACCUCAAAGAACCAGUCCCUCAACCCUAUCCACUUAUUUUUUAUCCUGAGCAUGCACAACUAACAACUACAAAAUCAGAAGUAGAAUUGUUGAGUAGAGUAUGUAUAUGUGUGUUUGGAGAAGGUGAGGAAGAAAAGGUAGGGAAAACCAAAGUAGAAGAUACUAUGCUUUUGUAAGACUUCCUAUCUAAGCCCAAGUACAAAUAUAGUUUGAAAAUUGAAGAUAUUAAAGUGAUUGGAAGACAGAGAAGACAAACAAAGAUGGUAAGUAGAAAUUUAAGGCAGAAUAAAAAACAUGACGCUGUCACACCCCCCCACCCACCCACUACCAUGCUUCAAUCACCCAAAUGGUAGGAAACCACCAAAAAAUUCAACUGCCCUACCCAUUUUCCAGCCUGUAACAUCUGUUUAUCAUUGACCCCAUUUUACAUUUUCCUGGCACUGGCUGUUAAAUUCAAUGCCCUUGCCAAACCUUUCCCCAUACCAAUGACAAAGUGUUCUCUCAUGAUCACUUGUCCCUCAUUCCAAGGACAAAGUAGAGAACAGCUGGUUUAAAAUGGAGGAAAGGUACAAGGACUUCCCUCUAGUAAAAAGGGAAAAGCAAUCAUUACUUAAAGCCAAAUACUAUUUGGGACCCUGAAUGAAGACUGUUAAAAGAGCAGGUCCCCACCUUAACUAUGGUCUUCCUAUCCAAUUGACACCAGCCAGUUACCAUUUCCCCUCUUCGACCCAUGGCUUUAACUGGCUGGCCAGCAACUCAAAGUGACAGACGAGAUAGGUCUCUUAUUCCAGAGUUCCCAAAAACUAUCAAAACAGCAUGCCUGGUAAAGCCUGGCCUAUCUGCAUUUUUAAAAGCAUCAAGUUUUCUCAUUAAAUUAUACAUUUUUGCCAGGUUUUCAACAAUCCCUUCUUUUUUAAAAAAUCUCUAUUCUUCAUCUACCCUAAGCCUAUAACUUCAGGUCAUCAUCCCUUAGCUGUCACCAACACCGGUCCUCUGUGCCCCUCACUGAAUCAUAGUUUCCUGAACUGUCCCAUGAAGCUUAUAAUCAGUCCUUAAUGGGAUUUUGGUGCCUAUAACCCAAAAGCACUCUACAUGCAUCACUUCUUUUCUUUUCUUCCUUCCUUCUCUGAGGCUUCUCUGUGAUAUUUAAAUAUCUGGCUAAGUUCUAUCUGAUUCCCUGAAAACUUCUCCAAUGAUGAGGUGUAGGAAAACUGUUUCCCUCCUGGGAAAGGUCAGAUUGCAGGGAAAGGGAGGAUGUAAAUGCCUGAGACCCGAGGGAAGAGGAGGAAAUUGGUUCCCUCCCAACAGCCAUUUUCUUGGUUUCUUUAGAUUUCAAGGAGAGUCAAAGAUAAAAUGAGUAUUUUAAUUCAGUUUCAGAAAAAAAGGGUACAUGACUUCGAUGAGAAAGCAUAAAAUUAAGAGGCUUUUCUGGAAAUCCAAGAAAAAGAAAAAGAAAUAACCAUUAAUAUGUUCAAUAAUUUUCUGGAUCUUCUUGUGUCAAAAGCUAUAUAUUUUCUCCUCAAAAGCAGCUGCUCCAAGAACUAACUAGCCCUCUUUAUCUCCCUCUAACUGGGACAGACUAAUUCCCCUCCACCCCCACCUCUCUUCUUUCAAUAACACUGCGUAGGUGUUAAUGGCCUGGGCUCUCACCAAUGAACAGAAUUGUCCUUUAAGCCAGCAACCCACAGGCAGUGGCACCCAAAGCCUCACCCCCAGUCCCCAGGGCAGAAGCCACAGAGCUGGCAUUGUUUCCACUGUCUCAGGAA